Molecule: messenger RNA, 1431 nt
Organism: Maudiozyma saulgeensis
Lineage: Eukaryota; Fungi; Ascomycota; Saccharomycetes; Saccharomycetales; Saccharomycetaceae
Source: the annotation of a GenBank genome assembly
AUGUCUCAGGAUUACGUUAUCAAGCCAGAAGAUGCAGGUGCUUCUACCAACACUGCUGAAUGGCCAUUAUUACUAAAGGACUACGACAAAUUGCUAGUCAGAAGUGGUCACUACACUCCAAUUCCAGCUGGUUCUUCUCCUCUGAAGAGAGAUCUAAAAUCUUACAUCUCUUCUGGUAUUAUCAACUUGGAUAAGCCAUCUAACCCAUCUUCCCACGAAGUUGUUGCUUGGAUUAAGCGUAUUCUACGUUGUGAAAAGACCGGUCAUUCCGGUACUCUGGAUCCUAAGGUUACUGGUUGUUUGAUUGUUUGUAUUGACAGAGCCACCAGAUUGGUUAAAUCUCAACAAGGUGCUGGUAAAGAGUACGUGUGUAUUGUUAGAUUACACGAUGCCUUAAAGGAUGAAAAAGAUCUGGGCCGUUCUUUGGAAAACUUGACAGGUGCUUUAUUCCAAAGACCACCUUUAAUCUCUGCCGUUAAGCGUCAAUUACGUGUUCGUACAAUCUAUGAUUCUAAUUUGAUUGAAUUUGACAACAAGAGAAACUUAGGUGUCUUCUGGGCUUCUUGUGAAGCUGGUACUUAUAUGCGUACAUUGUGUGUCCAUUUAGGUAUGUUAUUAGGUGUCGGUGGUCACAUGCAAGAACUUCGUCGUGUUAGAUCCGGUGCUCUAUCUGAAAACCAAAACAUGGUCACUUUACAUGAUGUUUUAGAUGCCCAAUGGGUUUACGACAACACUAGAGAUGAAUCUUACUUGAGAAAGAUCAUCAGUCCUCUGGAAACUUUACUAGUUGGUUACAAGAGAAUCGUUGUCAAGGACUCUGCUGUGAAUGCCGUUUGUUACGGUGCUAAGUUGAUGAUGCCAGGUUUAUUACGUUACGAAGAAGGUAUUGAAUUAUACGAUGAAGUCGUUUUAAUCACAACUAAGGGUGAAGCUAUUGCCGUUGCACAUGCUCAAAUGUCCACUGUCGAUUUGGCCACUUGUGAUCACGGUGUUGUUGCUACUGUAAAGAGAUGUAUUAUGGAAAGAGAUCAAUAUCCAAGAAGAUGGGGUCUAGGUCCGGUCGCUCAAAAGAAGAAACAAAUGAAGGCUGAUGGUAAGCUAGAUAAGUACGGUCGUGUUAACGAAAAUACUCCUGAAGACUGGAAGAAGAGUUAUGUCUCCUUAGAAAAGUCAGAAACUACUGAGUCCACCUCUAAGCCAGCCGCUACUGAAACUCCUUUGAUUAAAGAAGUUGAAAAGGAAGAUGAAACUGUAAAGGAAGAUGAGGUUGCUGAAGUUAAGAAAGAAAAGAAGGAAAAGAAGGAAAAGAAAGAGAAGAAGGAAAAGAAGGAAAAGAAAGAGAAGAAGGAAAAGAAGGAAAAGAAGGAAAAGAAGAGAAAGGCAGAAGAUGACGAAGAAUCUGACAAGAAGAAGAAGAAGUCCAAGAAAUAA